Messenger RNA from Sceloporus undulatus (fence lizard), 6006 nucleotides. It is a transcript of the gene CDK5RAP2, whose product is annotated as CDK5 regulatory subunit associated protein 2. The transcript is spliced from 39 exons. Bases 165 to 5960 code for a protein of 1931 amino acids. Gene Ontology annotation, molecular function: microtubule binding; protein kinase binding; transcription cis-regulatory region binding. The record is from RefSeq and is a predicted model, not a curated record. Gene Ontology annotation, cellular component: mitotic spindle pole; microtubule organizing center; perinuclear region of cytoplasm. Gene Ontology annotation, biological process: positive regulation of DNA-templated transcription; establishment of mitotic spindle orientation; negative regulation of centriole replication. Lineage: Eukaryota; Metazoa; Chordata; Lepidosauria; Squamata; Phrynosomatidae.
ACCAAGAUGGCGUCCGUCCGUCCGAGGCCCGCUGCGGCCGUUUGAAUUCCUAGGCAGCCGCCAAAGUGGGGACAAUAAGAGCCAGAGCCAGAGCCAGCGGCGGCGGAGGAGCCGCAGCUCCCUUCUCUCUCUCCGUCCGUCCUUCCGUCCCUCUGCCUGCCGCCAUGGACUCCCUUCCGGGGGAAGACCCCACUCUGCCCCUGGGCCUCAACGGCAGUGUCAACUUUUCCCAGCUUCCGGAUGUCUCGGGAGACGAGAUCCGCGUUCGCCUGGGAGGCGGCGGAGUGUUACCAGACGUGGCGGAAGACGCCGUGUCGCCCACCAGAGCACGGACAAUGAAGGACUUUGAAAACCAAAUCAUCGAGCUGCGAAAAGAGAACUUCAACCUUAAGCUGCGCAUAUAUUUCCUGGAAGAACGUAUACAGCAGAAAUUUGACGGUUCCAACGAAGACAUCUAUCGGAUUAAUAUUGAAUUGAAAGUUGAACUGGAAAGCCUGAAACAAGAACUGCAGGAGCGGGAACAGCUGCUCAUCAAGGCAUCCAAGGCUCUGGAAAGCUUGGCUCAAGGUGGUGAUGCUGAGAUCCAGCGUCUGAAGGAGGAAGCUCAGAAGAAGGUCCAGGAAGUGGAAGAGAACUUGACUAGCAGGAUCAAUCGUUUGGAAGAGGAUCUCAAAAUGGCGCAUGAUGAAGCAGAGAAGGCCUUUGCGAUGACAGAACGGGAAAGAGUUUUGAGACUGACUGCUGAGCAGCAACUGUCUUUGAUUACAAAUAUGCAGCCGAGGGAUCUGGAUGUGAUGGUAGCCCUCGAAGAGAAGGACAGACAUAGAGAGCAACAGCGCCUGUCACUGAAAAAUCAAGAAGCUCUGAUCCGAAGCUUGGAAGAGGCCAAGUCUCAGAGGCAAUCUGUGGAGGAGAGUUUGCUGGCAGAAAAAAUCCAAGAGCGUACAAUGGCUUUGAUGCGGGAGAAAGAGCAGGAACUAGAGGGUCUCAGAACAGAAUUCAGCAACGAGAAAGGUGACUUAGAAAAAAGGAUUCAGUCACUCCAGGAGGAACUUCGUGAACGAGAGACAGAGCUUUCUGUGGAAAAGAGAAAUGCUCUGAAACGAGACAAAACUAUCCAGGGAUUAACCCUUGCUCUAAAAACCAGGGAAAAUGAGAAUGAAGAACUUAGUUCUGAAAUUGAAGGUUUAACUGCAUCGUUGGCGAAGGCCAGAGAAGCCACCCAUAAAGUUCAGAUGCAGAAAUUCAAGGGUGCUGAAGAUUCUCAGGUUCUCUUGCUGGAGAAAGAAAGCCGCCUGGCAGACUUGAGAUCGGAAAACCUGACCAAAGACACCGAGAACCGUAAACUCCAAAGGCGAGUUAAGAGGGCCGAACAAGAGCUGAGCGAUUUGCGUCUUGAGAAGGAGAUGCUGGUGAAGGAGUUGGAGGAAACCCAGCUGCAGAAGAGCAGAAGUGACAAAAGCAUUAAUGACCUUAGAAACCAGCUGGAGAAAACUCAGGACGAAAUGAUUGAAAAAGAGAAGGCAAUGGAGCAUCAUUACAGUGUCCUCUUGAGCGAAUGCAAUCAGAAAUUGCAGAACCAGGAAUUGGUCAUCGCACGCCUCACAGCCAGCAUUGCUCAGAAGGAUGAGAUGCUCCAGAAGGUUGAUGGAGUGGUUAAAGAAAAGGAUGCGGGGCUUCAGGAAUGGUUUGUGAAGUUCCAGAGCCUUGCGAAAAAUCAAGAGAUGCUUCAGAAGCAGAAUGAAGAGUUGGUCAUGCAAAAGUCUGCUGCCUUAGCUCAGCAGCCCAUCCUCACAAUGUACGAAGAGUUAGAGAAAACAAAGGCAGCUGAAUACGUCGAUAUGCUUGAAGCCCUCCGGAAAGAGCGUGACAUUUUUUCAACUCUGAUCAAGUCCCUGAAGGAGGCUGAUGGCAUAAAUGACCUGCAAGAGGAGAUGAGCAACAUCCUCCUGUUACGAAAACAACUGGAAGAGGAUAUUUUAGCUACCUGGAAUUUACGGAAAGCGCUGGAGGAUCAAAUCAAGGCAAACAGGAGGGAAGAGGAGACCAUAUCAUGUUGGAGCGACCAGACAUCUUACAUGAGCAUUUGCUUAAGAACAGGGGACCAUUUGGACUUGCAGAUAGACAACCUCUCUAUGGAAGAGCUGAAGAAAAAGAUUGCUGAACUCCUCUCGACAAUAAAGGAGCUGCAUUUGGAAAACCAAGAGCUCCGAAAGAGGCAGUUUGACUUCUCUGUGUCAGACUCUCUGGCAAAGGAGAGUCAGAAGAUGUUAGACAACAGUGAGUUUCUGGAAAGCCCCGAAGCCAGCCGGACUCUGACCGAAGGUUUCGAUGAUGAGACAAGCAUGCCAAGUUCCCAGGGCCCUGAGACGGUCAGCGAGGUAAUUCCUUCUGAUUACUCAGAUAGACAGUGUAGGAAUCUAAAUAAGCCUGGGCUCAAAGAUGAGCCGGCUGUCGGUGCCGGCUUCCCUGGGAGCGCGGUGGGCGAAGAAAAUGAAGCUCAAGAGAGGCGUUUGCUUGUGUCUCUUUUCAGUGAAAAUGGAAGGGCGGUCCUUGCGUCGAGCAGGCAAGAAGAAAUGAAAAUUGCAAAUGAGCCGUUAGAUGCUCCGAACACAACCGCGUGGGACGGUUCAAGCGACGACCUGGAGAACAGAGAUGAGAAAGAUCUUAAGCGGUUGAUUAUUCAGCUGAGAGCUGAACUCAAAGCGCUUGCCCAAGUAAAUAAAUGCCAAAAGCGGCAACUUGAAUCGCAGUCCACUGUGGCUGAAAGUGAAGGGCUUGAUCGAGAACCGGCACUGCCGCAGAUUAAUACGGAUAUUGAAUUGUCAAAAGUGGAAGUGAAAGAUACAGCUACACAGACGGCGGCGGCAGAAGGGAGUGUCGGCAGGCUCAAACAUGAAGGCAAAAUUGCAACCUGGGAAGACAAAGCGAAGUCUUCAAGAUUAAACGACGAACGCCGGCAGAAGAGAGUCUCCGCCAAGAGCAAACAACAGGAGACCCCCCUGCGGAUGAGUAAAACGAACAAAAGCGAUCUUUGCCAGCCGUUCAAGAAGUCUCGCUUGCCCGUUCGAAUGAAGCCCUCGAGGUCCUUGGGAAGCAUUUCCUCAGGCUUCUCCCCUCAGAAGCCCGAUCUGCAUCUUCAGCAUCGCAUGUUCAACCUGGACGAGGAUCUGAAAGGAAGAUGCCCGCAACCGAAUGAAUUGCACCUGAGUGAAGCUGAAUGCAGACCGGGAGAUCAGGAUCAGAUGUUGGUUGGAGCUGAAUCGUUGAUCAAACUGGAUGGCUCCGAUGUGGAUAUUAGCUUUGCCAGUGUGGAAAGCAAAGGCAAAACAUCUGAGAAGGAUCAAAGAACCAGCCAAGAUGAGUCUUUGCUCAAACUGAAUGCCUCUGACAUAGACGUGAGCUUGGUCAGUGCUGGAAGCCAAGAGGGAAUGUCGAGCAAGUAUCAGAGCACUAGCCAAGAAACUGAAUCGAAUAAACUGGAGCCAGAUGUGCCGACUUCGAAAGAACUUGACCAAGACUUCAGUCUCCCAAGUAAGCAGGAUGUAAAUCUGGCUACCGUGGCCAGCACGAUCUCUCUGAAACUGAGUUGCACAAGCCUGGAGGAAUUCGACUGUGAUACUGUCGAUGAUGUCAAGGAACUGAGGCAAAGGGUUAAGGAUCUGAUGUCCGAACUUGUAAAAUACCAUACGCUGAUGACCUGCAUUUCUGAGCCUGCCAAACAACCGCUUCCUAGUGUUCCUUUGAGUGUCGUCCAGAAUCAUGAGGAGCUGCCUGCGGAUGAUCACUUUCCUCCAACAUUGGAGGGCAAUAAGCAUGAGUCCCAGACCUUCUCUGAGGCGCCCCAGAAAGUGGAGCAUGGCAUCCAGGUUGAAGAUCUCGCUUCCCGCCUCUUGGAGGAACAGAAUGAAGCGAUGGUCGAGAAGCUCAAGGAACUGCUCUCGGAGAAUGAGGUGGAGCUUGAGAGAGAGCAGAUCGCCAACAUGCACCUCCUGGACAAAGUAUACCGUUUGCAAAGGAAACUGAAAGGAGUUGCGUCAGAGGGGCCCGACUCCCCGAUCUCCUCCCCUGCCCCCGAGGACUCCUGUCAGCGCCAGAAAAUACGAGAGAGCCACCGCAUCUGCGCAACCUACCGCCAACACUUGACCAACCUCAUCCGAGCAUUUGAGGAACUCCUGCAGGCUAGCGAAGUGGAUUAUUACGUUGCCGAGGGCUUCCGGGAACAGCUCAACCAAAGCGCCCGGCUGUUUGAGAGGCUGGAACAUCAGUGUCUGUACGGAGAGUCAAUAGAGGAUGAAAUUGCUCAACUUGGUGGCCUUGCAGAAAGAUUGUCUGACUUGGAGAUGCCACAAAAGCCAUCUUGUCUAGAAUCAUCUAGCCCUAUAGAGGAAGCACCGGUGGCUAAGGUUGAGGGAGAAAACAUGGCUGUUGUUGCCAGCAAAUUUCACCCAGAGCUGUUAAUGGAGCAUCUCCAGGAAAUCCGAAUGCUGAGGCACCAGCUUGAGGAAUCCAUCAAAACCAAUGAACGUUUGAGGAAACAGCUGGAGCAACAGGUGUCAGAUACUGUGCAAGGACAAGGUUCUGCAAACGUUUGUAUCUGUAGCUCAGAGCAACAUAAUUCCCUGACUUCUGAAAUUCAUUUCCUGAGAGAACAAAAUCAGGUUCUGAAUGUAAUGCUGGCGAAAGGAUCUCGAGACAAACAAAAGGAAAACGAAAAGUUGCGCGAAUCUCUUUCGAAGAAACACCUGGCUGUGGAGCAGCUUCACGCGGAGUGCGAGCGCCUCAAGAAGGAGAACGAGAAGCUCCAAAAAGAAGCCAGGAAGCGGGAGGAAGAAAAUGGUUGUCUGACAAAUGAAGUUUACAGCAUUCGAAAUGAAUUGAAUAGGUUGCAAAUGGAGCUGAACACCAAGCAGCGCGAGCUCUUGGAGAAUGACGACUUGCUGCAUUCAUUACGGCUGGAGCUCAGGGUCUAUGAGAAGCUGGACAAUGUGAUCAGAAGUCAAAAAGAUAGCAGCCGCGACAGAGCCGACGAAUGCCGGAAAGACCAAAACCACCCGCUUGACUUGCACGAUCUCUUGACCGAAAUACAGAAUUUGAGAGCACAGCUUGAAAUAAGCAUCAAGGCAAACAAGAUAUUGCAUGACAAACUGGAAGAGCAGUUUUCAAGCGGGAAGAGGGCGAUCGGCAGUUUGGGGUCAACCGUGAAUAUCAGCUACCUUUUCAAGCAGGAAUCACAGCAUUACGCCGGAAUAAACGAAUUGAAGUUUCCCACGGCAGACAGCAAUGUCCUUGAAUUGCAGCAGAGGUAUGGAGGCUCCAAAGCGACCUUCAAAGCAGACGCAGAGCUUACUCUGGGUGGUUUGGAUGGCUCCGCUCAUUGCAGCCUGUCGGCUGGCAAGUCCCGCGACCCUUCCUCCUUUCCCCGUCACUGCUUCUGGGCGGACAAAAACGGCCGCCACGUCCUCGGCUUGGUUGAAGAUUACAACUCAUUACGGAAGCUGGUCUCGGAAGGGCGGAAGCUAUUGUCGGAACUGGAACUCCCUCUGAAAGAAGCCUCGCUCCAGGAGCCGGAAAUGACGGCAUCCCUGGGCAGGAUUCCCACCGCCUUCUGCACAAUCCGGCAUAAUUUGGAUGAAGCUGCCUGCCUCUUGAAGCUCCUCUGGAGAGUCUCCUUGCCAAUGAAGGUUGUCCACAAUGCCGCUUAUUCACUUCAGGAUGAAGCCAUGCGAGCUGAGUUACACAGACUCCGUCGGAAACUGGCCGAGCAGGAAAAGAAGCUGCACAGCACCGUCAAACGCUUGCACUCCACCAACCAACUGAAAGAAAACAUGGAGAGAAUUAUCAUCGAUCAGCUGGCUUUAACUCACGAUGUUUUAAAGAAGGCACGCGGCAACUUGGAACUCCAGCCAGCUGAAAACACACCAUCGGCCUUCAGCCUCAGCAAGACGAGAGUCCUGUGAAGGCCACAUCUCCCCUCACAAUAAAGGCCUUUUUCUUUCCUGCUGA